GCAGGUCGUAACUGUCCGUCGAGCCUGCACUUUGUUUACGUCCUGUUGUUAGCUGACAGCUGUCGGAGCGCUUUCACUUACAUUAACAACCGUGCCUGCCUGUCUCUGGUGGACAUAUUUACAGUUUGUUCAACUUCACACCGCUUCUCCUGGAUGUCGAGGUUGGCGUGUUUUUAUUGAAUGAGGGGAAGUCUCUAGAUGCAGACGGGAGGAUGAACUCCAUCACCGGCCGGGUGCUCGCCAUCCCCGCCGCCUCUGUCACCAACUCUGGAGCUUCAUCUUCUCGAGCUUUACAUGUAGAGCUCACAUCCCAGCAGAGACGAUUGCGUCAUCUCCGGAGCAUCGCUGCCAGAAACAUCGUCAACAAGAAUGGUUCCCCACUGCUGGACACAUACUUCACCCUCCACCUCUGUAUAGGAGAGCGCAUAUCUAGAGAUUUUUACAAGAGUGAAGUCAUACGAGACUCACUGAAUCCAACUUGGCGCAGCCUGGACUUUGGAAUGCUGCCAGACCUCCUGGACACCUCAGUGUCUUGCUUCGUGGUGAGGAUCUGGGGAGGACAGGAAGAAGAGUACCACCUCCUCAUAGAAUGGAAGGUCAACUUGGACGGCCUCAGAUACACAGGACAGCAGAUUCGAUCCAGGAAUCCAAAUGAGAUCAUAUUUGGAUUGAACGAUGGCUACUAUGCAGCUGACUUUGAUCAUAAGGAUCAGUCGGAGCGGAAGAAAAACAGCCUGCUUCAGGUCGACCAGAGUUCAGUCAGGAACUCCUACAGUGUUUUCUCUUUGCUCAGGCUUCACACAGCGCAGAGGGCCAUCAAGCAGACCCAAGUGACGGUGCAGAAGAUCGGGAAGGAGAUUGAGGAGAAACUAAGGACGACGGCGACCUGCACGGAGCGGAAGAAGGAGCGGGAGUGCAUGCAGCUGCGUAUCGCCGUGCUGCGGAGUGAGCUACAGCGCCAGAGGAAGGCUCUUGGCAGGGAGAUAGACCUGCGGCAGAAGGAUAGGGCACAGCUUCAGAAGAAAGAGGAAGCCUUCUCCGCUCAGCACGAGAGUCUGAAGGAGGAGAAAGAAUCUUUAACCAAACUGCAGAAGGAAUGCACUGCCAAGAGAGAGCAGUUUCUGAAGUCCAACGCCCAGCUGACCUUCCGCUGUCGUCAGCUCCUCUCUGAGCUUUCCUACAUCUACCCCAUCGAUGUGGCUAAUCAGUCAGAUUAUGUCAUCUGCGGAGUGAAGCUGCCAAACUCUGAAGACUUUCAAGCAAAGGAUGAUGGGAGCGUGGCAGUCGCCCUGGGUUACACCUCGCACCUGGUCCUGAUGAUCUCCUGCUUCCUGCAGAUCCCCCUUAGGUAUCCGGUGAUCCACAAGGGUUCACGCUCCUCCAUCAAGGACACCAUCACUGACAGACUCACCGAGAAGGAGAGAGAAUUCCCUUUGUACCCCAGAGGAGAGCGCUUUCAUUUUGAAUAUGGUGUCUACUUGCUCAACAAGAAUAUUGCCCAGCUGAGAUAUCAACACGGCUUGACCACCCCUGACCUGCAGCAAACACUUCCCAACCUGAAGAACUUCCUGGAGCAUGGCCUGAUGGUCCGAUGUGACCGACACAAUGUCUCCAGCUCCAUUCCAGUCCCAGCCAAGUCCCAGCUUGGCGUAUGUGCUGCCUCAGAGAUAGGCUUCCCCAGCCACACCAGCUCUCCAGACCGAGGCCUGAGAAAGAGGGCGAGCUCGGAGGCCGAUAAGUACAAGUCAACUCCCCCGCCCAGCUACGACACGGCGAUGGGUGAAGAGCAGCCCCCGGUUAGCCUGGCGCCUCCCUCACCUUCCACCAAGCACCUGUCCUCCUCCCUCGAUGCCGGCAUGGCCUCGCUUAACGUGUCUGAGCCCACGGAGGCGAAAGAAGAGGAGGGCGAGCAGAAGGACGAGAAGGAGGAGACGGCAGAGAAGGCGGAGAGCAGAAGCCUUGACAGAGAGGCUAACCUGGAGAAAGAAGAAGAGUCUGAGGAGCAGCCACCCAGCAGCACACCUGCACCCAGCGGGGGGGACGCAGGUGAGGAAACAGUGGGCACUAGUCAGAACACAGGCACCAUGAACGGCUCUUUGGUACCAGGACAGGUGUCGGGACUGAUUCCAGAGAUGCGCUGCUCUGUGGAGCAAGCGGAGGAGAUCAUGGGCACAGAGGCCACCGGCUUGGGAUUGGGGAUGGGGUUAGGUUUGGGGUUGGGUCUAGCAGAUGAGGCCCGUCUGGCAGACUACCGCUGCAUCCCUGUGGACCAUGCAGUAGCCGUGGAGUGUGACGAGCAGGUUCUGGGCGAGCUGGACGUGGCCGGCUUCGAGGAGUUCUCCAGGCGCAUCUAUGCACUCAACGAGAACAUGUCCAGCUUCCGCCGGCCGCGCAAAAACUCUGAUAAGUGAGGAAGAGGACUUAAAGAGGAGAGAGGCAGAAAUGAAAAAAAAAAAAAAAAACUUGCACAGAGGGUUUGGACAAAUAUAAGGCAGGGACAUAGACUGAGAGGACAAAGGUGGGGUCCCCACUCUCUAAUCGCAGCAUCAACAAUAUAGGAGCUAUUCUGGAAUAAUGACCAAUUUGCACUUAUUGUAAACAUUUCCAUAGUAAUCUUUUAAAUAAAAUGCAGUUAAAAGUGCAAGUGUUGGGACAGUAAGCUUAAUUGAUUUUUAUUUUAUUUUUGAUGUCAAUAAUAAUAUAUUUUUAAAAAUUAAUACAAAAACAAUAAUUUAAACAUUUUUAUGCACAGAGUUAUUUGGCCUCUGUGUUAAUUAUUGCCCUUUAUGAAUUAGUGUCAGCUAGUAUAGUUUGUCGUUCCAUAACUGGGGACCAUUAAUGCCAAAUCUAACAUGACUCACAAACAAUAUAUAUGACUUGCACUUUGCUUCCAAACCCUUCCUGCAAUACCAGCCUGUACAAAGAAAUCACCUCUAGACUUCAUUUAUCAUUCACACCCAGAGUGCAGCCUCAGUACAUCAGGGUAUUUACAUGUUUCAAUGCAGCAGCUCCAAAUCAUUUUCCUUAUCAGUUUACAUCAAGUUUCACCUUGACAACAGAGGCUUUUUGGGGCAUUUCAUCAAUUAUAAAAUCUAUAAUGCAGAUAAGAGACGCACAAGCAGAGAGAGAGUGCUUUUUAUCAAAGUGGAUCAUCUUCAGUCACUUGUAGGAAUCAGAGCCUGCUGUCCCAGUACUUCAAUCUUUGACUGUACACGCAGAUGUUUAGAAGCUUCCCAGGUCUUCAUGCAGUGUGGAUGGCAGUGAGUGUGUUUGCAGGAGGGAGAAGAUGGGCAUGCAUAAGAGUGUGUGUGUGUGUGUGUGUGCGUGCGUGCGUGUGUGUGUGUGUGUGUGUGUGUCUGGAGUGGGUUUCACAUUAGCAUGCAAACACAGUUUCACAGAUCACAGUUAGGUUUCAAAAGAUCCCACCAAUGACCUUUCAGCUAUGUGAUACAAUAAAGCGAGGUGGGAGCUUGAACCAGUAGCCCAAUCAGAGACUCCCUAACUGUUACGCAACACGCUGCAUCUACCCUCCCCCACUUUUCGACAGGGCAACCCACCCGCCGUUCUCCAUGCAGGGCCGUGUUCCUCCUUCAGGUCUUACGACGAGGAUCACAAGAGGGGCAGGUCGGAGUUUACAGCACAUGGCAGGGAUACGGUGCAAUUGUGUUUCUGUCCAUCUCCAUGUCCUCUUUUUUUAGUUCUUUCAUUGUUUUAAUGUACCCCAUCAAUAUUGACAUCAAUGUUAAUGUCAUGUCCACUGAUCCUCACCUUCAGUAGACCAAAAAGUUGAAUUCUGUCUGUACUCUGUUGGAAUGUCUCACUCAGGCUCUACUGUAAGUGUUAAUAGCAAGUGUCUCAAUCCCAUUGUCUGUGAUUUUGUCCCACGUCUCCCUGUCCCCAAUGCUUUCUUGCACUGGUAUUCAAUGGCAGUUAUUUGCAUUAUUUAUGUCAUGUCGUGUGUGCUUUGUUUAAAAGGAAAUCAAUAUUUAGUUCUAUUUUCCCCUGUGAUAAAAAAUAUAUGUGACGUUACUCAUUAAUAUUGUCAAACGUUAGACUGAUAUCACAGCGAGUGUCCAGGUCCAGACGUGGACAGCUGCUUUGCAUCGCCCGCCAUAACAAAGAUGGACUCUCCACUGGCAGCCCACUCUGUGUUUCAGAUCCAGUACUGUGGUUACUGACUGUUGAGAGGUAUUGUAUUUAAAACUGAAAAAGAUGAACCAUACUAGAUCAUUUCCAUAAAUUGCUAUACAGUUCAAUAAGUGACCAUGUACAUAUACUUUUGUAUGGAGGGUUUCUUUUUGUUAUUAAAGACUUGCAGUCCAAUGGCAUGGAUGUAUGUAGCCCCUU
Messenger RNA from Scomber japonicus (chub mackerel), 4347 nucleotides. It is a transcript of the gene uvrag, whose product is annotated as UV radiation resistance associated gene. The record is from RefSeq and is a predicted model, not a curated record. NCBI's taxonomy places the organism in Eukaryota, Metazoa, Chordata, Actinopteri, Scombriformes, Scombridae. Gene Ontology annotation, biological process: SNARE complex assembly. The coding region runs from base 213 to 2411 and encodes 732 amino acids. Gene Ontology annotation, cellular component: endosome; lytic vacuole. Gene Ontology annotation, molecular function: SNARE binding. The transcript has 15 exons.